Molecule: messenger RNA, 811 nt
Organism: Eupeodes corollae
Lineage: Eukaryota; Metazoa; Arthropoda; Insecta; Diptera; Syrphidae
Product: calcineurin subunit B type 1
Exons: 4
Coding region: 52-621 (189 amino acids)
Molecular function (GO): calcium ion binding
Source: RefSeq, a predicted model, not a curated record
UUUAAUUUAAUUUUAUUGCCGGCAAAUUAUUUGUUUAUUUAAAAAUUAAAAAUGGGAAACAAAUCAUCAAGUUCUGUCGCAGUUCCUAAGGAUGAUUUAAUCGCUAUUACAAAUUCCACCAAAUUUACUCUUGGGGAAAUAGAAUACCUCUAUACUCGUUUCUGUGCCCUGGGUGCACCCCAAAGACGAACUGGAUUCCUUGUGAAGAGAGAUUUUAAUUUUCCUUCAUACGCAUUACAUUCGCUUAUUUUAACUGAAAUGUUUGGAAAUAAAUAUGAUAUCACUUUUGUGGAAUUUGCAAAGUUCUUGCACACUUUUCGACCUCUUGAUUUUAAAGCAUCGAAGGAAGAAAGAGCUGCUAUGAAGACCAGAAAGUUAAAAUUACUUUUUUCAAUGUACGACAUCAAUAAGGAUGGCAGCAUAUCGAAGGAAGAUCUUCUGGACGUUGUUCAUAGACUGUGUUCGGAUUACACAGAUAUACAUACUAUGAUAAAAAUUGUUCAGCUUGUGAUAAAAGAAAUGGAUUCUACAAAAACCAAUCGAAUUUUGUUUGACGAUUUUUGUAAGUCAAUGGAAAUUUUUGACAUGGACAACUUAGCGGUAAAAUUUCCAACUUUAUAAGAAAGAUGCUUGUCUUUAAUAUUCAAGAAAAUGAAAAAGAUGGGUCUUAUUUCACGGCACCAUUCAAAAGAACUUUGGAAAAGAAUGCACUCCGAAAUUGAAGCUUGCUCUGAGAUGUAAGAUGUUCGCAAGUUGAAUUAAUUUUGUGGUAUCCUUUUUUGUAUAAUAGCGUUAAUUAGGUCUUCAUGAC